Cooperia oncophora is the source of this 1800-nucleotide messenger RNA. NCBI's taxonomy places the organism in Eukaryota, Metazoa, Nematoda, Chromadorea, Rhabditida, Trichostrongylidae. The record is from the annotation of a GenBank genome assembly.
AUGGGUGAUUUUCGACUCACUGGAGAGUACAAUAAACUUUCGGAGAGAGACGUCGCUAAUUAUACUGUUCAUAUUGCAUCACACGGAAAUCGUUUGGAAAUCUGUUUACCGAGUGGCGCCCAUGGUUCCCAUGUAGCCAACAUUGCGGCCGCUAACUAUCCAGACAAGCCUGAACUCAAUGGUCUUGCACCUGGAGCUAAAGUUAUUUCAAUGAUGAUUUCUGAUGUUCGUCUGAAUUCAAUGGAAACUGGUACAUCGUUGAUAAGAGCGUUUAACAAAUGCGUUGAAAUGAAGGUGGACAUUGUGAACAUGUCCUUUGGAGAAGGCACUCAUUUCCCUGACAAAGGGCGUAUUAUCGAUGAGCUGAAGCGUAUCAUCGAAGAGCAUAACAUUGUUUUCGUCUCGUCUGCGGGCAAUAAUGGUCCAGCUUUAUCGACUGUUGGUUCCCCUGGUGGAACGACUUCUGGAGUACUCGGUAUCGCUGCUCGUAUCUCUCCUAAGCAAGCAGCUACUCUCUAUGGCGUAUUUAGGGAUGUGAAGUCGUCGCUGUAUCCAUGGAGCUCUCGUGGCCCUUCUGUCGACGGAGCAUUGGGUGUGUCUCUGUACGCGCCAGGAGCCGCCAUCGCCGGCGUUCCACGUUAUACCCGUAAGUCAGCUGAGAUGAUGAACGGAACCAGCAUGAGUUCUCCGAAUGCUUCAGGCGCGAUAGCCUGUAUGCUCUCAAAACUACGCUCUGAUAGUAUUCCAUGGACCCCAUACCGGGUUCGAAUCGCAUUGGAGAAUACUGCCGCGAGCAAUGCGAACGAGGAAUCUUUUGGUGGGGGUCACGGUCUGAUACAGAUAUUGAAUGGAUAUGAAUAUAUGCGUUCGUACAAAGAUAUUCUGCCACCUCUUUUCAUAACUGAUAUCGACGUACGGGUGAAGCAGUCUAAUCGAACUUCGAGAGGCAUCUAUAUCCGAGAAGUUCUUGAGUCGCGUAACUUACAGGAAUAUGUUGUUAGUGUUCAGCCCAAGUUCAAAGAAAUCUCUGAUAAUAUUGGAAAAUCGGACUUUGCCAUGAAAAUAUCGUUGCAAUCUGAUGGUGAAUUCGUGGAAUUUCCUCGUACCUUUCUAUUGACUGCUGGAGAAGGCAGUUUUGCUGUGAAAGUUGAUCCUACAGUUCUUUCACCUGGAGAAUUCAGUUACACCGAGAUUGUUGGACUUUGUGAGGACAACUUUGAAUUCGGCCCAUUGUUCCGUGUUCCAAUCACCGUCAUCAGCCCUGAAGAAGUUUCGAGUAAAGACGAUUAUACCUACGAGCGUGCAUUCGAAGCUUUUUCUGGAGAAGCUAAUCGUCAUUUCAUAACAGUACCUGCAGGCGCCAAUGUUUGUGAGGUCAUAGUCGAAAACGCAUCGCGAGCUUCACCGAAAGAGCGUUUCACGUUGCACUGUGUACAGAUUUCUGAUGAUAAAUGCUUCCGCAAUUCUGAGACGUAUAAGAAUCUUGGCCCGGAUAGCUUUGAAUGGAAGCACUUUGUUCCGGUAGCUGAGAAUCGUACGUUAGAAAUAUGCCUCGUACGUAGCUGGACACGUGGUCCCGAUGGAAUUAAUGUCAGACUCUCUGCACGGUUUCAUGGAGUCAAAAGAGAUCCAAACAUCAAUCUGAGCUUGAGUGACAAGAACCUUUCCAAGACGUGGUCCGGCCCCUACACAGAUUCAUGCUCCACCCGUAUGCUCACCACUCAGCAAUUCAAGGCAGCGCCGUUCCGCCCGGGGACGCUCGAAAUAAGACCGGGCUAUACGCGAUUAACGCACGUUUGA